AUGUCGGAACUUUACCCAUCGAUAGGACAAUGUGCGGUUGUAGCCACCGCGUUCAAAGUGCUACUGUUUCCAGCAUAUAAAUCCACCGACUUCGAGGUCCACAGGAAUUGGCUUGCGAUCACCAACACUCUUCCAAUCCAGGAAUGGUACUUCGAAAAGACGUCCGAAUGGACGCUCGAUUAUCCUCCUUUCUUCGCCGCAUUCGAAUGGAUUCUUUCCCAAUUCGCGAACCUGGUAGACCCAGAAAUGGUAAAGGUGUUCAACCUCGAAUACGAUAGCUGGCAGACAAUAUAUUUCCAACGUACAAGUGUCAUAAUUACCGAGCUGGUGCUGGUAUAUGCGCUUCACCUCUUCGUCAAGUCUGCCCCGCCAAACCAAAAGCGCCCCGCUCAAGUUGCGGCCCUUUCUCUUUUACUUUCACCUGGAUUGCUCAUUAUCGACCACAUCCAUUUCCAAUACAAUGGUUUCAUGUAUGGUCUCCUCAUACUGUCCUUGGUACUGGCGAGGAAGAAGUCAACCACCCUAGCGAGUGGCCUUGUUUUCGCUAUUCUUCUCUGUUUGAAGCAUAUUUACCUCUACCUUGCACCGGCAUAUUUCACUUGGUUUAGCGGUAAACCAGGACGCCGUAAAUAG
Molecule: messenger RNA, 633 nt
Organism: Glarea lozoyensis ATCC 20868
Lineage: Eukaryota; Fungi; Ascomycota; Leotiomycetes; Helotiales; Helotiaceae
Product: dolichyl pyrophosphate Glc1Man9GlcNAc2 alpha-1,3-glucosyltransferase
Exons: 4
Coding region: 1-633 (210 amino acids)
Biological process (GO): protein N-linked glycosylation
Cellular component (GO): endoplasmic reticulum membrane
Molecular function (GO): dolichyl pyrophosphate Glc1Man9GlcNAc2 alpha-1,3-glucosyltransferase activity
Source: RefSeq, a predicted model, not a curated record